GCUGCCCAUUCACAGAUAAACGGAGAUUAUGGCAACCGGAACGAGGAGCAGAUCAUGAUCAAGCUGAACGAGAAGUGCAUCCAGAAUGACAAUCAUUCGUGCAGCAUGCUCAAGACGAUUGUCUUUCUGGAUCGCCUGUUCAAGAAGUCCAAUUUCGAUCUGAGCGAAAAUUUCCGCGUGUCGCGCAACAGGGAUAUGCCCGACGUAGCCGACGAUGCCGAGGAUGAGCUGCUGCUGGCCCGCGCCAUGGACUCGGACGAGGAAUCCUACGGCCUGCUGAUAGCCAACAAGCUGUGGCGAUUCGUGCGCUCGCGUACACUGCGCUACAAGUUCUCGGACAACGCGGACUUUGUGGUGCACAGCGAGCCGCAGGGCAGCCUCAAUAUUGGCGUCUCGGUGCGUCCCAUCGAGGCGCUGGAGGAGGGUCGCGGCAAAAUGAAGAACAUGGGCCCGGUGCUGAUGAUGAUGGCCGCCAAGACGGGCAUGGUGGGCGCCAUUAUGCUGAAGGGCCUCUUCCUGCUCGCCGGCAAGGCGCUGAUUGUCUCCAAAAUUGCCCUGCUGCUGGCGGUCAUCAUAUCGCUGAAGAAGCUGCUCUCGCAGAAGAAGACCAUUGUGGAGGUGCCAUCGCAUCAUGACAGCUACAGUUCCGGCUGGUCGCGUGCCCUCGACGGCUUUGUCGAGGGCCUCGCCCAGGUGCCGGCACACAUAAUGGCGCAGGAGGCACAGGACAUGGCCUACAAUGCGCAGCAGCCCAGCAAGGUGGCGCAAUAA
Molecule: messenger RNA, 771 nt
Organism: Drosophila montana
Lineage: Eukaryota; Metazoa; Arthropoda; Insecta; Diptera; Drosophilidae
Gene: Osi3
Product: Osiris 3
Exons: 2
Coding region: 55-771 (238 amino acids)
Cellular component (GO): membrane
Source: RefSeq, a predicted model, not a curated record